Molecule: messenger RNA, 3331 nt
Organism: Drosophila takahashii
Lineage: Eukaryota; Metazoa; Arthropoda; Insecta; Diptera; Drosophilidae
Source: RefSeq, a predicted model, not a curated record
AGGUUGCGAUAACCCUACUUUGACCGAAUCAAAGGUGACUGACGACCGACGACGACGACGACUAAAGGCCAGCAAUGUGCAGACGGUCGCUGGCUGAAAUUGCUGGCAGGACAACACACUGACCGCAAGGAUCAACAACAUCAGCCCAAUCAAGGAGCAGCAGUUGCAGCUGUGAAUGCAAAACCAGCAACUUUGGCUACUUUUUAUAUAUACCUAUCCAGAACACGAAAUGCGUUUUUGCAGCUCGGCCAACAAGGACACACAGAAGUUAGCAGUUGAUAGAUGAACACUAAUGCAAAUGCCCUCCAAAUUGCAACUUUUGAUGCAAACUUAAGGCAGGGGCCCAAAAAAAAAAACAACACAUAACCCAACUUGACUGAUAGUUUAAACUACUUACUGUAAAGUAAUCGAACAACAACACAACACACGGCUGCAACAAAUUUUUAAAUAUUGUUAAGAACAACUCGUUAAUUGCCAAACAGAAAAUAUGUGUUGCCCUAACUGAAGCUGAACAAAAAUUAAAAACUAAAUAUUAUUGUAAUAAUAAUAGUAUAACAUUCAAGGAAAACCUCGACAAAAAGCUCAAGAUCAAGAUCAAGAGUUUAGGCCACGAGAUACUUGCUUGAGCCAUGGGCAACAAAUGCUGCAGCAAGCGACAGGAUCAGGAAUUGGCACUGGCCUAUCCCACUGGGGGCUACAAGAAAUCCGACUACACCUUCGGCCAAACGCACAUCAACAGCAGCGGCGGCGUCGGCAACAUGGGCGGCGUUCUCGGCCAGAAGCACAACAACGGUGGAUCGCUGGACUCGCGCUAUACCCCCGAUCCGAAUCAUCGGGGUCCGUUGAAAAUCGGCGGAAAGGGCGGCGUUGACAUCAUCAGACCCCGCACCACACCAACCGGCGUUCCUGGUGUCGUGCUAAAGCGCGUGGUCGUGGCCCUGUACGACUAUAAAUCCCGCGAUGAAUCCGAUCUGAGCUUCAUGAAGGGCGACCGCAUGGAGGUCAUCGACGACACCGAGUCCGAUUGGUGGCGCGUCGUCAAUCUGACCACCCGCCAGGAGGGCCUCAUCCCGCUCAACUUUGUGGCCGAGGAGCGCAGCGUGAACAGCGAAGACUGGUUCUUUGAGAACGUGCUACGAAAGGAGGCGGACAAGUUGCUGCUGGCCGAGGAAAAUCCGCGUGGCACUUUCCUCGUGCGACCUUCAGAGCACAAUCCCAAUGGUUACUCGCUGUCCGUCAAGGAUUGGGAGGAUGGACGUGGCUACCAUGUAAAGCACUACCGCAUCAAGCCGCUGGAUAAUGGCGGCUACUACAUAGCCACCAAUCAGACUUUCCCCUCGCUCCAGGCCCUGGUCAUGGCAUACAGCAAAGAAAACGCUCUUGGCCUGUGUCACAUACUGUCGCGUCCCUGCCCCAAACCGCAGCCCCAGAUGUGGGACUUGGGACCGGAGCUGCGCGAUAAGUACGAGAUUCCGCGCUCCGAGAUUCAGCUGCUGCGCAAACUGGGACGCGGCAACUUUGGCGAGGUCUUCUACGGCAAGUGGCGCAACAGCAUCGAUGUGGCGGUCAAGACCCUACGCGAGGGCACCAUGUCCACCGCUGCUUUCCUCCAGGAGGCGGCCAUAAUGAAGAAGUUCCGCCACAAUCGCCUGGUGGCCCUCUAUGCGGUUUGCUCGCAGGAGGAGCCCAUCUAUAUCGUGCAGGAGUACAUGUCCAAGGGCAGUCUGCUGGACUUUUUGCGCGAGGGCGACGGACGCUACUUGCACUUUGAGGAUCUCAUCUACAUAGCCACUCAGGUGGCCAGCGGCAUGGAGUAUCUGGAGUCCAAACAGCUCAUCCAUCGCGAUCUUGCGGCCCGCAAUGUGCUGAUCGGCGAGAAUAAUGUGGCGAAGAUUUGUGAUUUUGGGCUGGCGCGUGUUAUCGCCGACGAUGAGUAUUGUCCCAAGCAGGGUUCACGGUUUCCGGUCAAGUGGACGGCGCCCGAGGCGAUUAUCUACGGCAAGUUCUCGAUCAAGUCGGACGUUUGGUCCUAUGGCAUUCUGCUAAUGGAGCUGUUCACAUACGGACAAGUGCCCUAUCCGGGCAUGCAUAGUCGCGAGGUGAUUGAGAACAUAGAGCGCGGGUUCCGUAUGCCGAAGCCAACGAAUCACUACUUCCCGGACAACAUCUAUCAGCUGCUGCUCCAGUGCUGGGAUGCUGUGCCCGAGAAGCGGCCGACGUUCGAGUUCUUGAACCACUACUUCGAGUCCUUCUCGGUCACGUCGGAGGUGCCGUAUCGAGAGGUGCAAGACUAAACACAGAGUCCAGCCUAAUCAUACACACAUCACCAACACCUACACUACACCCUCUCACACGCAUACACACCCGUACGAUAUAUAUAUAUAGUAUAUAAAGUUAUACAUAUAUUAUACAUUUAUAUGCAUAUUUACUAUAAUUCUUAAGACUUUUUAAUGGCAUAGUUGCAUACAAGAAAACCAAACAACACACAUGAACUCUAUAUGUAUGGUAUAUGUAUGUGUUUAAGCGUAUCUAAACAAUUCAAACAAACCAACUACAAACGAAAAAAUCAACAAAACAAGCAAAAAAAAAAAAAAAUCUAAAAUCGGAAAACUAAAUUUUAUAUUUUACACGCAAAACUAUUGUAUAAUUUAUAUACCUAACUAUAAAACUGAAGUGUUUAAACUGGCGUUAAAUUAUCCUUGAUUUCUUGGUAUAAUUAUUUGUCCUUUAGCUGUAAGCAUAAAAAAGAAGUUAAAUACUUUAUAUUUUGUAGUAAAUACUAUGGAAAUACAAAGUAUAUAACUAGUUUUUUAAGCUGAACCAUAAACAGGGGGAGGCCGAAAAAUUAUUCCAACAAUCAAGAGCAGAACCCAAAAGAAAUGAAAAUGUUUUUUCUAAUCGAAUACAACUACAAUUUAACGCUAUUUUAACAACUGCUUAGGUUUUGUGUAUUAACAAUCCAAUCCAAUCUACAACUAGAACUUUUUGAUCUUAACCUCCCUCUCUGCUGAAUAGUUUCUUCUGAUACUUUCCACACACAAACACGACUAUCGACUAAGCCAAGUAUUAUUUGACUCAAUCAAUCCGUAUCCGUAUCAAGAAAUCGAAAUCAUUUACGUAUUUCAAAUUGUUGCUAAUGAGAAACUCCAAUGAUGGCAUUUACUUAUAAGGUGGCGCCCACCCCUCUCGUCUUUACUUCCAAGUCAGAAAUGUAGAUGAUGAUCUAUCACCCAAAAAACAUAAUAUGUUGCUUCUUCCUCGAAUAGUUGAGGCUAGGAAAAAAGAAAAGCGAAAAUUGCAUUUUGUACAAAUCAUUGAAAAGAAAACAAAA